AUGCCCAACGCCUCCACAUCCGACGUCCUGGUCCUAGUCGCCGGCGCGCUGGCACGGCCAGCUGCACACGGCCGUCGUCUUCUCGUCGCGCGCCUUCCGCAACGUACAUGCACAACGUCUUGGGCCGGGCACCACGCGCCGCCCGCCGCCUUCCGCGACAAGGCGCGGUACGUGGACGCCGUGCAGUUCCGCGACGCUGGGGGUGGUGAAGGGGCGGAAGGCGUCCGGGAUGUAAUGCCCGAGACGCCGGAGGGGUAUGCGGAGUUGUGGGGGCGUGGAAUCCUCCACUGCCUCUUCUGCCACGGCUUCGAAGAACGGGGCGCUGCCUCAGCAGGCGUCCUAGGAACGGGCCCUAUGCUAGGGGGCGCAGACAGCGAUUCUGCGCCACUCAUGGCACCUGUCAUCGCACGUAUGGCUGCCCGGCUCGCGGGUCGUGUCACCGUAUACGCAGACGAAAAUGAAAAUCUCGGGUCGCGGAUCCGCGCACAGCUCAAGAGCAGCCAAAAAUUCGACGUCGAUAACCGCCGCAUAGUUCGUCUUGCCAAAGACUCGGACGUCGAGGGUGACGCGGGCAUGCUUGUAACUCUGGAAGACGGGAGCGUGAACAAGGAGGGUUUCUUGGAGUCUAUGCUGCAGGCAAUUGUGCGACGAUUGAUGAAGGCGGUUCCGAUGGCAACUAUGAUGGGGAGUAGUGUUGCAGCAGGACUAGCGCAUGCGUUGCAAGCCGAGGAUGGUGUGGAAGAGUAA
Annulohypoxylon truncatum is the source of this 747-nucleotide messenger RNA. Its product is annotated as FAD/NAD(P)-binding domain-containing protein. Bases 1 to 747 code for a protein of 248 amino acids. The record is from RefSeq and is a predicted model, not a curated record. Lineage: Eukaryota; Fungi; Ascomycota; Sordariomycetes; Xylariales; Hypoxylaceae. The transcript has 4 exons.